AUGAACAAGAAGAAGAAGGUGUUCUUAUUUAAUGUGGACUCCACAUUUAUUGAUGUUAUAUUAUUUUCUUCUCUCGCAGCACCUUCAGCCCGUGACACUCCGAGCCCCAUUGACCCAGAAUCAAUUCAGGUCCCUGUGACCUACGAUCCCGACCCAGCGGACCUGGCUCUGUCCAGUGUGCCCGGCCAGGAAAUGUUUGACCCCAGAAAACGCAAGUUCUCAGCCGAGGAACUGAAGCCACAGCCCAUGAUCAAAAAAGCCCGCAAGGUCUUCAUCCCCGAUGACCUAAAGGAUGACAAGUACUGGGCCCGGCGCAGAAAGAACAACGUCGCAGCCAAACGCUCACGGGACGCCCGGCGGCUGAAGGAGAACCAGAUCGCCAUCCGUGCCGGCUUCCUGGAGAAGGAGAACGCUGCCCUCCGUAUGGAAGUGGCGGACUUGAGGAAAGAGCUCGGCCGCUGCAAGAACAUUCUGGCCAAAUACGAGGCCCGACACGGACCCCUGUGAGCCCGGUCCACACCCGCCGCACGCUCCCUGCCCA
Thalassophryne amazonica is the source of this 541-nucleotide messenger RNA. Its product is annotated as hepatic leukemia factor-like. Gene Ontology annotation, cellular component: nucleus. Gene Ontology annotation, biological process: regulation of transcription by RNA polymerase II. Bases 1 to 507 code for a protein of 168 amino acids. The record is from RefSeq and is a predicted model, not a curated record. The transcript is spliced from 3 exons. NCBI's taxonomy places the organism in Eukaryota, Metazoa, Chordata, Actinopteri, Batrachoidiformes, Batrachoididae. Gene Ontology annotation, molecular function: RNA polymerase II cis-regulatory region sequence-specific DNA binding; DNA-binding transcription factor activity, RNA polymerase II-specific.